Rhodofomes roseus is the source of this 3508-nucleotide messenger RNA. RefSeq lists its product as uncharacterized. The record is from RefSeq and is a predicted model, not a curated record. The coding region runs from base 234 to 3338 and encodes 1034 amino acids. Lineage: Eukaryota; Fungi; Basidiomycota; Agaricomycetes; Polyporales; Fomitopsidaceae. The transcript is spliced from 6 exons.
CGACUCAGCCCCUUCCCGCCUGAGCCACAAACGGACAGCGCUCUACUAUCCAACCUUGCGCAACGUAGCAGCAUUCUGCUUCGGAACUGUCUUACGAACUGUGUCUCAUAGCCUUGUGUUCUGACCCAAACACUGAACAGGUCGCGAGACUCGCGACUGACUCGCCCAGCCUCAAGUUCCUGUCGACUGGUCUGCCGUCACAUUGGUUCGGGCCAUCUGCGUUCGCUGUGAACAUGCCCAGUCUCACGCAUCGCGCUGGUCCGCGGAACUCCCACUCUCUCUCUUGCUCCUCUUGCCUUGAUCGCCUGCUGCCUAUUCCGUGUUCGGAUGACGCUAUCUCCGGCAUCAACUUGACCGACAAAGACAGUCUAUGUAUUCCAAAGUCUGAUGCGCAGCCGUUGGUUGCGUACGCCAAUCGGCGAAAGAGUACCGUUGACGAAGACCGCUGGAAAACCGAGAUAGUCAAGAAGAUCGUCGAGAUAGAAGACCCACUAGACGCCUUUUUACAAGAGUUCGUGCCUAGCUCAAAGCCAGUGCCCCCGCUUCCUAAGCGGAGAGGCGGCUAUUUUCGCAUUCCGAAGGAUGUCACUGAGCCAGACAUGUAUGAACUCGUCCGGAAGGGCUUCGACAAGCUCGUAGAGAGUUUUCCUGCCGAGAAACGACCGACCUUCUUCAACAACGGACACAAAUCUCUGCCACUCCCUUUCGAAGCCCUACGCGCAGAACACCUCUCAACGAAACCGGAUGUCGUCGCUACCGUUCCGACCAUCCCCAGCGAUACCACAGCGUUGAGAUGGCGCAACAUCGCAUUCGUCAUUGAAGUCAAGGGUGCCGAUGACGACGAUCCGAUGCUCAAUAUCACCGAGAAGCGCAACAGUACGCUGGUCCAGCUCGCGAAAAGCGCACUCAAUCUCAUGCUUGCGCAAGGAAGGUUGUUCGUCCUCCUCGUCGGGAUUUACGGAUCCAAGACACGCAUCUACCGCUUCGACCGUGCUGGCGUAAUCGUCUCGCAGGCGUUCCAAUACGCACGCGGCGAGGGGCCAGCCAUCCUCUACGAGUUUCUCUGGCGGCUCGUUCAUCCACACAACACGGCCUGCAGAGUCGCCGGCGGCGACCCAACGAUCCGUCUCGCGAACAAGAAGGAGCAACAGAAGGCGCAGAACUGGGUGUUCAAUCUGGAUCCCACGUACGAGUUCACGAAUGAAGAUCGGCAAGCAUGUCGCUUCAUCACAGUCAACGACAAGAAGGGCAACUGCAAGACUGACUUCUACGAGGAGAUGAUCGAUGCGAACAUGGAGUUCAUGGGUGUAGUGGAGUACAAGUACGGCGAAGACUUGGGCGCGCCGGAAGCACGGGAGACUCGCCAGCCCAUCGCUUUCCCACUCUCCUCGGAGGCUGAAGCUGAAGUUGCCCGCGACUCGACUGAUGUCGCGGAUGGCGAUGUCACUUCACCUGUCGCCGAGGAACAUGGUCCUCCUGCAGAGGAAGGCGAGACGAGGCGGUCUUCUUUCAACGAGGCUGAUGCAGAAGAUUCAGACGCUGUGACGGCUUAUUCAAUCGCUAGCGAUGCUGCUUGUCAUGUAUCUGACUCGUUGACGUCCCCUCUCACCUCGCUGAGCUCCGAUUCCGACGCUGAACACUACUCUGCGAGGCGCGAUUCCAUCGCGUGCGGCUCCGCCAAUCCAUCGUCGUCUGACUCACUAUCCGUGCUCACACCUAGCCUUUCGCCUGAGUCGAUUGACUCCGACGCCAGCACACCGCCCUUAGGUCACCGCACUACUGUUGGGGUACCGCUGAGACAAUUCAACAGCACGCGAGAGCUUGUGAUCGCACUUCGUGAUGCCAUCGAAGGGCAUCAACGUGCUUAUUAUGCUGGGAUUAUUCAUCAGGAUAUCAGUGAGGGCAACGUCAUGAUCGUUAGGCGCAAGAACGGGUCUGGUGGUUUCCUACAAGAUUUCGAUUGCGCUUUCAGUUGGCGACGUUUUCUGCGACGAUGCGGUUGGCGUGCUACGAAGGAGAGCUGGGAGCAGUACGUACGAACGAAUGAAGGUCAUCUAGACCCGACCCUGGAGCCUCUGAACGCGGACAUUGCAGCCGAGAGGAGGAAGAUGCAUGAUCGCAAGCAGCGCACGGGUACCCUACACUUUAUGGCCAUCGAGGUAGUCAAGGGCCGUGUCACCCACGACGUUCGUCAUGACCUUGAGUCUUUCUACUGGCUUCUGGUGUGGAUGGUUCUCCGUCACGCCCGGCACCAACAUUGUGACGGUAUCCAUGGCUGGCGCCAGUUGUUUGACCACAGCACCGAUGCCACAUCCGCCGGCAGCAAGAUGUUCUGGUUGGAGAGCGAAGAUGUCCUCACUGUCGAAAACAAUCCGCCUCUCAACCGUCUCCUGGAAGAACUUCGUGUGCUAUGCCUUCAGUAUCGCUCCGUGAGCACCCUUCCACAGGCCUCCAUGACUCACGACCAAGUACUAGGGAUCUUCGGGGACGCUUUGGCGAUGGAAGGCUGGCCCGAAGGUGAUGCCGCUCUUGAAUACCAACGUCCACAGCAUGACAAGGAUCAAGAGGGGCUAGAAGCUCGAGACCAGCCCAGAGAGUAUAGCUCUGACAUUGAACCUAGUAGCGAGAGUUCGAGCCUUGGACCAUCUCCCUCCACUCUCCACACUGGCUCUGUAAUGGCUGUCCCCGACUCGGAAGACCCUGCUGAAUACCAGAACGGGCACGACGAUCAACAUCCUGAAGAGCUGAUCCGUGGCCGCAAUCGGAUCCAGCAACAGCCAAGCUCGCAACAAGCGAGGUUUGUGAUUCCCGCAGGACGCCACGGCAAUAUUUCCUUCGAAACAUUACCGUCAUCAGGACAUAACGGAGACAACAGCUCGAAUGAAAGACUGCCUGAUAGCCGUCGAAGGGGCAAUGCUUCGAGGGACGCUGCCUCAAAUCUCGCCACAUCUGCUCGUUGGCAAGCCCAUCUACCAGCACGCCAGACUCAAGACCGAAGGUCGACCCCACCGUUGCCCGAGCGGCCCAUUUGCAGCGCCGACGAACCGGCUACCACCCGUUCUGCAGCCCGCACUAUGCCGCGUCCGCCGCCGACGCCGUCUACAUUACUGGGACGCACUCGGAGUCAAACAGCCAAACUGCGCGCAGCAGUGGCUUCGUCGUCGCAGAGCACUGGCAGGGCGGCUAAGCGAGUUUGCCCUGCGGAAGAUGGUGAACAGGGCGAGUCCCAAGUGUCGAAGCGUCCGAGACAUAAUCUAAGGACAAGUCGCUCAAGUAAUCAUGGGCGCUGGAGUCCGUACGCGUCCCGGAAAGGGAGGGGGCAUCUAAGGCAUUCAUGAUGUACCACUGUUCAGUUCAUGAGAUUGGCUCGUAGAAUCUAUGGGUCAUUGAUGCUGUGUAAUCUCAAGUCCUAUGUAUAAAGCGCAAUUGACACUGGAUGAUUGACAUGUAAUGAGGAGAGUUCGAGUUGUGUACUAUCGUAGUCGACAAUUGGAGUUACUGUUAUGUA